AUGGCGUCUCCGGCCACCGCAUCGGAAGCUGGAGCCCUAUCUCCGUCUCCAGAGCUCUCCUCCAGGCCUUCUCAUGGUUUCUUCAGUAAGUGGUUUCAGUGGUGCGCACUAUUAGGGCGCUGCUUUCUUUUCUAUGCUCCCUUUUUUCUCUGGUCCAGUGGAUUUUCCAGAUGAUUGGAAUCCGUUCUGGGAAGGCUCGAUUGAUUGUGUGAUGGCAAGGGGAUGAUUAGCACCGGAGGCCGUUCGUUUUGUGGUAAUUGGAGUGUGGAAACUGGGUACUGUGUCGACAUGGUUGUGUACCUGUGAGUUAGAUGGAAGAAGAUUGGAAUUAAAACGGCACAGAGUGUGGCUCUCUGUCUUUGGCUUCCCUUCUUUUUAGACAUUAUAGUUGAAUGUAAUUUCAAAAAACCGUGAAGGAGGCACAGUGGGCGUAUCUGUUUUUUUAGUUAUCUGGUCUAUGAAUCGGAAUAUGUUAGGAAUAUCGAAAAGUGGAUCAUGCUCGUCAUGCACCUUUGUCCGCAUCAUCCUUUCUUUUCCUCGCCUUUGAUGCGUUCUUCUCAAAAAUUGUGAUGUCACUUUUCAUUUUAGAACUGAUGGUGGUACACAGAGGCCAACAUGCGAAUGUAAGGAAAAAAAAAAAAGACUUUGAACUGCUCCAUCAAGGUGAUGGAGAUGGCCAAGGGCAGGAAAUGUUGAACACUAGAAGCGUGGAAAAUCCUUUGUUGGCAGUCCAAUAUGGGAACAAUGAGAGAGUUAUGUCGGCUUUUUAUGGCAUUUUCCUUUCCCAAUCUGUCAUUGGCUCCCUACUUGCCUUAACGACGUAGGCAGUCUCUCGGAAUGCCUUUUAGAACCUCCUCUCGUUUCUAUCCCGCCAAUUUACUGAAUAGCAGCUAGCUCAGUUAACUACAUUGUUUCUCAUCGUGGUUAGGACUUGAACUUUGCCGCCUCCUCAAAGCGUUGGCAAUGGCUCUCACUUUUCUCCCUUAGAUUUCCACCUCUUGAAAAACAAAUAUUGAAGGUAUGUGGAUUGUACAAUGGUCUCAGGGUUUGAUGGACGAAAAUGUGUGCUCCUAAUUAUGUUGAAAGUUCUUGAGGUUGUCACAGUUGAAAGCCUUGAUGCAUCAUUUUCCGCAGAAAUUAUCUAUCUUCCAGGAAGAGGGUCUUUCAGAUCAGUCCUCUGCCAAACUAUACAGUUCAUCUUUAGAACCCUAUGGAACGAUCUAACUGAGAAUCAGCGUGUAGCAUCCUGCCUGUCCUCUAGAAUCCUCUUGCCGCUUUGUUCAGAGUAAUGCUACAAAGUUCCAUCUGAAGAGCCGCAAAGUCCUCUAUUUAUCCAUCUGCAAGGGCUCUCCUCAAUCGCAGCUUUGAUCUCUCAACAACUUCUCUUGCCUUAAAUCUAUUACACUAGAGAAGGAGGAUAGUUCAUGUCAUUUGUUUGAUUUCCUUUUCUGAUGACGCAGUGUGGAGGGAGUUCGCAUGGGGAGCAGCGGCAGGGGGUUUUGGUGAAGGCAUGAUGCACCCUAUAGACACAAUGAAGACACGGAUGCAAAGUCAAACCUUGAUCACUGGAUCUCAGGUCUGCUCGAUUUCUAUAAUUGUGUCAUUGGAGCUUCGUAACACUUUAUCAUAUGCAUUUAGACCUUCUAGAAUCAGUGAAAAUCUGUGACACUAUUUAAUUCACAAUUCUGUGGAUUCGUUAGGUUUGAAUUUUUUUAUUCAUUCAAAAUCAAUUGUAAAUUGCUGGAUAUUUUUGUGUCGGUUAAGUAGAAAGAGUAAACAAAUAAUCAUUUACGACCAGGUGUAGUGGAUUCUCUAUCGCACUUUUGCCUUACAAUUUGGCCCUUGUAUGCAUAAACUCGUCUUUGUAGUGUGCCCUGUGUAUGUUGUAUCAGAUUUUACUUAGAUAUUGAUGUUUUGUGGUUUUCCUUUGGUUUAUUGUCUCAGUCACAGAAGAGUGUAUUCCGUGUGAUCUGGUCAAUCUGGGUAGCAGAUGGAUUAAAAGGUAAACACUUUUUAGAUGAAUAAUCUUUACGCUUUACAUUAAGCAAGCAAGGAAAGUUUUCGUUUUUUUUGUGACUCUAAGACCCAAAACGACUGCUUUGCUCCAUUCCGUUCUCUGUGAUUAAGAUUUACUCAAUUGCCCCUAUACUUGAGCAUCAUUGUUGGACCGAGUGGAUAGAGCCUCUUACUCCGGUGAUAGCAAUUAUGUUCGAUCAGGGAGAUCAUUUGAACAUUUGGCACAUUUAUUCUUUUACUAGCUGGUUAGUGGCAUCUCUGUUUAAAAAUAUUGAACCCUACGCCAUAAUAUUGUCUAAAAUUUGUUCAAAUCCCAGAGUUAACAUUAAAUUCAGACUUCAAUCUUUAGUGACAAUCUUAUAGCAUGUUCUGCGUGACUAUACUCCCAGGUAUCCAAUGUAUAUUUCGUAAGUUUUGAAACUUAUCUAAGUGGUGGAUUUAAGUCAUGCAUUUCGCUUGGUUCUGCGCCGUUGUGCCAUUCUACCCUGAACUUGCACUUCAUGUGGAUCCUAAUUCAUUAUUGGCCAAUGAUCCAAUCAGGUUUGUCUCUAUAGCAAGCUAAUUUCAGUGAUUACUUUGCUGAAAAUUUUCUGAUUAGUUGUUGUUACCUGUAUCUAUCAUGAUAGUUUGUCUUACGUUUGUUGUAUGUUUCUAGACUUUUUGAAAAACAACAUGUUCUUUGGUUUCAGGUUUUUAUAGAGGAAUUACUCCUGGGGUGACUGGAUCACUUGCUACUGGUGCAACUUAUUUUGGGGUGAUAGAAUCUACAAAAAAAUGGUUGGAGGAAGUACAUCCAAGUCUUGGAGGUCAUUGGGCUCAUUUCGUUGCGGGUGCACUUGGUAGGAAACUAGACUAUGUCAGUUGUGCGCCUUCAUGUUUGAUUUUCUGAAACAUAUUCUCCCUCGUUCUUAAAUAUAUGUUGUUUUUCUGUCCCGUGCUGUCAAAUUGCGAGGGCAUUUCUUAAAGUGAAUUUACUAUUCUAGUGUUUAGACGCGUGAUGCCUCUGCUACAUAAAAUUAUCAAUUAAUGUAAAUUUUCAUAAAAAUCUUAGCUCCUUAUGCAUUCUAGAGUUUCUUUGUGACAACACUGCGUAAAAGCCUUUGGUGACAUGAGCAUUGCUCGCCGUUUCAUGGUGGAUUACUUCGUGGGUUUUUGCAUUUUACGCACAGGUAUUUGUGAAAUACACCUGGAUAACUGGUAUGCUAGGAACCAACAUGAUUUGGUUCCCCCAUUGUCCGUCUACCAUCUGCCACACCCACCCAACCAUACACACACACACACGCACACGCCCCAAGACCUCACUCACUGUGUAGCAUAGGCGAACUCUGUUUUGAUUUAAAAGGACAUUUGUAUAAAUGCUUUAGCAUGCGAAGUUGAGAUUCCAUCAUGAAAAUUUAUUUUGAAUGUUUCGAAAUUGAGGAACAGCAUUUAAGAUGUUCUUUUCAUCGUCAUUGUUAUGGCGAUAAGCUGGAAAGACACUAGGAUUUUAUUUAUUUUAUUUUUUAACAAGCUGCAUACAUCUAACAUUAGUCUUCUGCAAGCUCAUGCCAACCAUGGCAGCGCUUUGUCGGGUAACGUGACUUUGGAGUGUAUAAGGGUACAUCAAACAUCUUAGUGAAUAAGUUAAUUGCCAAAAUGUUGCCCUAUUUUUUUUUAUUCAGUUUAAGAUCAUACAACUAGUCAUUCUUAAACAUUUCAGAUUCUAUUUUUAUUUGGUAUGCACUCAUCAACUGUGGUAUUGUGAUCUUACAGACGAAUACUCUUCUGACACUCAAUUUUUAAUUUUAUGGCAAUAAAUUUGACGUGCUUCAAUAAUGUGUGAGAUCCCUGUCCACAUAAAAUUCUUUAUACAUUCUCUCUUGGCACUGGGAGCACCACUUGCAGAUGUUUAUAUUCCCUUGCACUGCGGUUUAGUUCAAAGAUAGUGACAGAGGAAUUGAUAGAAUAACUUGACCUUCAAUAUUAUUGUUUUUCCUCGUGAAGCUGUAUUAUCUUGAGAACUCUCCAUAAUAGAGUAUAUCCAUCUCAGAUACUAGCCUGACAAUUUCUGCCCAUUAUACCCAGUUAUUUUACGGAUCAAUUGAGUUAAUUUGACAGCUUGCUUUAUCUUUCCUUAUUGUUUUCUAUUUAUUUUUGUCCUCCAGGAGAUACACUUGGCUCUUUUGUGUACGUACCCUGUGAAGUUCUGAAGCAACGGAUGCAGGUGCAAGGCACCCGUAAGUCUUGGAACUCGGUGAUGGUAAGGGAGAAUGUCUCUCAGAGGCAAAUGUAUUGCUAUUACAGCGGGAUGUUCCAAGCAGGCCGCUCAAUUUUUCAGGCGCAUGGUCUCAAGGGCUUGUAUGCUGGGUAAUAAAUGCACUUAAUCGCAGCGAUCACUAAUCUACCGCUUUGAAUCAUAGCAUAGUUUAAGUAUUAAUUAAAAUUUUGAAACUAAAUCAACUGGUGUUCUUGUUUGUACGAUGCAUAACUGCCCAGCCCUAUUCAUCUUGGUUUAUGAUGCAAACAUUUCUGGCAUAUACAACAUUUACAAAAACAAGUUCAAACCCCCCCUCCCCCCAACCAUAGAUCAACUUGCUUCGAUUCGCAUAUGAUAAAUUCUGAAUGUGUGAUGAUUAUAAACCAUUUACAUACUCUUCCAGUUGGUUCUGAAUAUAAUUUAUUUUUACAGAUAUUGGUCCACUCUUGCUCGGGAUGUGCCAUUUGCUGGCCUGAUGGUAUGUUUGCAUAGAAUUUGUACAUAUAUUGUUGGCGAUUUUCAGUCCAUUUCUCUGGCUCUAUCUACGUUUAUGGAUAGCCUGAGUUCAUCUCUGGCAAUUUCCUUUAAGAUCUCAACAAUCUUAUUGCUCUUAGGUUACUUUCUAUGAAGCACUCAAGGAUCUGACAAACAGUGGGAACCACGCCUGGUUGCCUCAUGAGUUUGAAACGAGCAGCUCUUCUGAGGGUUUGUUCUUAGGCGGAUUAGCUGGUGGUACGUUGCAGAUCUGACUUUGAUAGGAGUUUAUCAGAAGAUAUUCAGGUUCUCGCUACAUUGCGAGUGGCUGGUGAAGAUUGUGAUUGAUAGCUAGAGUUGCUGCUUCUCAUCUUUCUUCUACAGGGCUUGCGGCCUAUAUCACGACCCCAUUGGAUGUGAUCAAGACAAGGUUGCAAGUACAAGGGCCCACCAAGAGGUAAUCCUUCUAUUCUUCAAGGUCUUGGAGAGCUGCUCUUUUUCAUUUCCCUCUGAUGGAACUCUCCACUACUUUUCUCUUUUUUUGAGAAUUGUAUCAUGCUCUCUCUCUCUCUCUCUCUCUCUCUCUCUCGCUCUCUACUAUAUUCUCUAGAGGUAUUAUCCACAGCUGGGAACCCGCCUCGGGUCAACCAAGUCUAGUCUCUCUUAGCCAACCACCAUUUCAUUGUCUGAUGCCCCCUCCCCAAACAUGGUCCUCGGAUCAGAGUUAAAUUGAAUCAGCUGAACCCACCAAUCCAUUCAAAUCGAUAGCAGCCAAAUUGAGUCAAAGGGGCUUAGGGCUUAAGAAGUUUUAAGGUUAUGUGAGCUGGCCGGUGGAUUGUUCCGCAGGUACAACGGUUGGUACGACGCUAUGAGGAGGACAUGGGCAGCCGAGGGCAUCAGGGGACUCUUCAGGGGCAGCGUCCCCAGGAUCACAUGGUACGUCCCGGCGUCGGCGUUGACCUUCAUGGCCGUGGAGUUCCUCAGGGACCACUUUAAUGGUGGGUUCACUGCCGACGUCCCGGAGGUCGCCAGUAUAACUCUGGAGCCAUCGCCAUCGCCAUCGCCAUCGCCAUCGUCCGCAGUACAGGAAGUGGCCUGA
Messenger RNA from Spirodela intermedia, 5825 nucleotides. The record is from the annotation of a GenBank genome assembly. NCBI's taxonomy places the organism in Eukaryota, Viridiplantae, Streptophyta, Magnoliopsida, Alismatales, Araceae.